CUUACCUUUUCUUUUUUCUUUUAUAGUUGUAUUUGUCAAAGUAGCCGUUGCAUCUCUCUCUCAAUCUUUUUCUCUCUCAUCAAACAUUUAUACUUACACAAAAUCAUCAAAUCAUAUCAUAAAAACAAAAAAAGACUCUGUCUUUACAACCAGAAAUCCGUGUUCUUUAGCUCCCUAUACUUUACAACAACGCUCCUCCAAACCCAGAUCAUCUUUUUCCCUUUUCCAUUACUUGGACCCAUUUACACAUUUCAUCAAACACAUAACAAACACUUUAGUUUACUAUGAAUUCAACCCUUUUGGACACCAAAAUGGCUCUUACCCCAUUACUUUCUUCCUCAAUUACAAGCAGUUGUAGUAGCAGAAGCAUCACCACCACCAACACCACCACCAGCCCCCGAAGCAGCAGCGCCAGCAGCGAAGAAGGCGAUAUCGAAAACCCACCAACAGUUAGUCAUUUUGAGCUUCAUAAAAACAUACCCUUUUGUGAUUUUUUCUCAUAUAAAUCGUUAGCUGUACUCUCAGGUCAUAUUGGUUCUGUUUCUUGUUUAGCAUUAUGUGGUGAGUUUAUACUCAGUGCUUCACAAGGGAAAGAUAUCAUAGUAUGGCAACAACCUGAUUUAAGGCUUUUCACCAAGUUUGGUCAUGGUGAUAAUGGCUCUGUCAAAGCUCUUGUUACAACAGGAAACAAAGUCUUUACAGCUCAUCAAGAUAGUAGAAUUAGAGUAUGGAAAGUGUCAAGAAGAUCAGAGAAUGUUUUUAAACUUGUUGAUACACUUCCAACAACAAAAGAUUAUUUGGGGAAAUUCAUGAAACAGAAAAACUAUGUUCAAACUAGAAGAAACCAUAAGAAAUUAUGGAUUGAACAUGCUGAUAGUAUAUCAUGUUUAGCAAUCUGUAAUGGGUUGAUUUAUUCAGGUUCAUGGGAUAAGACUUUGAAGGUUUGGAGAGUAUCUGAUUUGAAGUGUUUAGAGUCAAUAAAGGCUCAUGAUGAUGCUAUAAAUGGUGUUGUUGCAGGUAAAGGAAUAGUUUACUCAGCUUCAGCUGAUGGAAAAAUCAAAGCUUGGGGCAAAGAAACAAGUGGUCAUUGUCUUAAGGGUGUUUUGGAGGGUCAUAAUAAGGAUGUGUCAGUUAAUUCAGUUGUGGUUUCUGAGGAUGGUAAGUGGAUUUACUCAGGUGGAUCAGAUGGUUAUUUAAUGGGGUGGGAAGGGAAUAGAGAAUUGAGUAAUUGGAAGAUUGUUUGUGAGGUUAAAGCUCAUCAAAUGGCUGUGUUGAGUAUGUGCUUAGUGGGUGAUUUUGUGUGUAGUGGCUCAGCUGAUAAGAGUAUUGGGAUUUGGAAGAGACAAUGUUAUGGUAAGAUUUGUAAAAUUGGUGUUAUUAAUGGUCAUGAAGGGCCAAUCAAAUGUUUACAAGCUUCACCUAAUAAUGUUGGUGGUGGGUUCAUGUUGUAUAGUGGAAGUUUAGACAAGAGUUUGAGAGUUUGGUGGGUUUCAAAAUACUCAUCAAAACAAGACCAAGAACAAGACCAAGAACAAGAAUGUAUUUCUAUAAGAAGAAUUUGAUGAUGGGUAUUCAUAAAGUUCACAACUUUUUUGGUUUUUUUUACUUAUUUUGUUCAUAGUUUGUGUGAGGAUUGAAAUAGUUUGCAAAGGGUAUACAAUAGUGGAGAAAAGGGCAACUUUGAGUUUUGAGUUUUUUUGGUUGUGAAAUACUCAAACUUGAUUUUCAAAGAGUUUUGAGUGUUGAGUUUAGGAUAUAUAUUAAAGGGUAAUUUGUGUGAUUUUCUUUUUGGUUUUUGGUUACCUUUUAGUAUUUUUACAUAGUUUCUUGUCAAUUGUAAUCAAUAUUCUAAAGUAAUUAAUCAAUAAAAUGAAAUAGCAUUAAUUAUUUGUUA
Molecule: messenger RNA, 1894 nt
Organism: Cannabis sativa
Lineage: Eukaryota; Viridiplantae; Streptophyta; Magnoliopsida; Rosales; Cannabaceae
Product: protein JINGUBANG
Exons: 1
Coding region: 285-1562 (425 amino acids)
Molecular function (GO): protein binding
Source: RefSeq, a predicted model, not a curated record